Messenger RNA from Dissoconium aciculare CBS 342.82, 1104 nucleotides. RefSeq names its product RCC1/BLIP-II. The record is from RefSeq and is a predicted model, not a curated record. Lineage: Eukaryota; Fungi; Ascomycota; Dothideomycetes; Mycosphaerellales; Dissoconiaceae. Bases 1 to 1104 code for a protein of 367 amino acids. The transcript has a single exon.
AUGCUCAACGACGCCGAGGCCGACGAUUCUAGUCUUGUGGGCGUAUAUGCAGCAGGCUUCAAUGCCUUUGGCCAGCUGCUGAGCGACGUGAGGGGCGACGGCGCCUACCGCAAGUUGCCAAUUUCAACCACCGAUAGUCGAAUUGUAUUUACUGGCUGGAGCACAACAGUCAUUCAUAUUGAAUCGCAUAUUUUCGGUCAUGGCAAUGUGAAAUGGGACCAAGCCCUCCCGGAUAAUUGCACCAAGUUGCAUUCCGCAUUUGGCGACCACAAUGGUCUCAGCGGUGUUCUCGACCACCUUGGCCGCCUCUACGUGGUUGAAGAUAUUAACUCGUCCCAACACAUCGUCGUCGCUCGAGGGCAAGAAACCGAAGGCUUGCAUCCUAUUGCACAUAUCGCGAUGGCCAGUAAUGGCCAUGUAUCCGCUGUGAUGCAAGAACAGAGCCCAACAAAUGAUAUCUGCCGAGUCGUACAGUUCCCGUCACUGUCUUCGUUUUUGUGCUGGUAUCGAGGGAUGCUAGAGGAUUUCACACCGCCGACACACUACAAUGAGCUACUCGGCUCAGCGCUUGAGUUGGUCGCAAACACUGCAGGGUUCGUGCUGUUGAUGCAGAGUGGGCAAGUGUAUACCUGGGGUGAUCCACGGCACCAAUCACUUGCCAGGUCAGUCGCGGACCAGGAUGCUUGUCCUGCCGACCAGCCAGGUGAAGUCAUAGCAUUGGGUGGGCUUCAAAUUGCCAAGAUCGCAGCAGGCGGCUGGAUGGCUGCAGCACUUUGUCGCGAUGGCGCACUGUAUCUAUGGGGUGCCAAUACCCCAGGACGUGAUGGUCAGCUCGAAGUCCUGCGCGGACUGGGACCGGACGAGGUAGCUCUUGUCCAGUUGACCGAUUCCGAGGAUCAGGACGUGAUUCGUGUCUCUAUCGGUGAGAACCACGUCGCUGUCAUAACACAAAGCGGGGCGGUUUUUGUGGCUGGAGAGAACAGGGACGGUCAGCUCGGAUUGCAGAUAUCGGAUGUGUUUCAUCCUGGGUGGGUACAGGUUCCGCGAUUCCGUCGAGCUAGGGAAGUCCUGUGUGGGCCGAAAUGCACGAUCGUGUGGGCAUAA